GCCAAAAGACCAGUCGAGGAAGCGGCCCUCAAGGUCCCAAGAGGGGCCACCAAGUAAAAAGAUCCAGCUAGCGAAGCCUGGCAAAGAUCGUGCAGAGAAGACCCAAAAACGCAGUCGGCCGAUCACAAAACCUGCACAAAAUGAGAGCGAGACUGGAUCAGAGGACGAGUUUCCGGAGGGUACUGGCAACGAGGAAGAGGCAGAGGAGGAAGAUGAUGUCGACGAGGGCAUGGCCGUGGACUCCGAUAGCAAACACGUAAAGAUAAAUAAUGGACAAUCUGCAAAAGAGUCGCACAAGGCCCAAAAAGUCCUCCUAAACGAGCGGAAAGCAGCCAAACCGCAUGCCGACAUGUUAAGCAACGCCAAACGUAUAUGGAACCUCGCACGCCAGAAAAAUGUACCCGAACCCGAGCGGCGAAAGCAUGUCCAAGACCUGAUGAACGUUAUCCGAGGCAACGUCAAGGAUAUCGUCUUCAAGCACGACGCUAGUCGAAUCGUGCAGACGGUAGUGAAGUAUGGAAAGCAGGAUGUAAGGGAGGAGAUCGCAGAAGAACUCAAGGGCAGCUACAAAGAGCUAGUACAGAAGAGAUACUCGAAGUUUCUCGUGAACAAGCUGAUCAAACAGUGCCCCUCACACCGCGCCGCCAUCCUCCUUGAAUUCAAAGGGAACGUAAUCCGCUUACUGCUCCACCGCGAAGCCUCCAGAGUGAUCGCAGAUGCCUACGAACUGUACGGGAACGCCUACGAGCGUUCCAUUUUGCUGCGGGAUUUCUACGGGAAAGAGGCGGCAUUAUUCUCGAUGACAAGCGGCAGCGAUGCGGAUAAGGAGCGGUCGAAGAAGGGGCUGAAGGGCGUGUUGGAGGGCGCGCAGGGCGAGACACGCAAAAGGGUCUUGAAUGCACUAAAAGAAAAUCUGCUCUUGAUAUUCAAUAAUUCGGAUAAAGGUGCUGUCACACAUGGGAUAGUCCAUCACGCCCUAUGGGAGUAUAUCACGGAGGUGAAUGCUAUGGAGGACGAGGCAGAACGCGAAAAGUUGUUCAGGGAGAUGUUUGAUAGCUGUCAAGAUGUGCUCGCUGAGAUGGUCCACACUAAGCACGGAAGCCGAGUGGUCCGCGAAUUUAUUGCUCGAGGUACAGCCAAGGACAGGAAACAUAUUAUCAAAGCCCUCAAGCCACACAUCGAGCGCAUAUGCACAGACGACGAAGCGCAGCUUGUCCUCUUCACGGCGCUAGACUGCAUUGACGACACCAAGCUCCUCGCCAAAUCGGUCGUCACCGAAAUCACCUCAAAAGCAUCCAUGCUGUACACCUGUCCGCAAGGCAGGCGCUCCCUUCUGUACCUCAUUGUCCCGCGCUCGCGGCGGCACUUCACUCCUGCGCAGAUCGCGCUGCUCGCCGAGACGGACGCAUUGAAGGCCGGCACGAGCAAGAAGGACGACCAGACGCGCAGGGAGGAGGUGCGCAAGGCGGCGAGUGAGGGACUGCUAGACUGGAUAGCGCGGAGUGGAAAGGACGUUGUCAGGGAUCCUGGGGGCUCGUUGGUCGUCAGUGAGACCAUGCUCUCUGCAGAGGGCGAUAAAACUGGGGCGAUGGAGAGCUUGCUCAAGGCCGUUGCGUCGCCUUACCCGGGUAAACCCGACUUGCCACAUCCCAUCGACUUGCCGCAUACGGCGAGGGUGUACAAGAAUCUGCUGCAGGGCGGACACUUUGACCACACGACAUUGAGCGUAUCUCGCUCCCCUUCCUUCUCUUCCUCUGUGUUUGCGGAGAAGUUCGUGCAGAUCGUAGGGAAGGAUGUGACGCUGGCCAUGGCGAAAGGGAAUGGUGCAUUUGUGGUUGCGGAGCUGCUGGAGCGAGUGAAGGCGGAAGGAUCGGAUGAGCUGAGGAAGGAGGUAAGAGCAUGGUUUAGUGGACAGGUAAAGAAGGAAAUCGAGGGUGCAGACAUGAAGGGGAAGAAGGUGUUGUUGGAGAAGAUAGACGCUUUGUCAUCAUAGCCGUCCUGGUGACGAUCUAGUGGUCCGUCUAUGUUACUCGUGUUGCCGUUCGGUAUAGUAUUGAAUCAUUAUCCUGGUGAUUUAGGAUAUAUGCGUAAUGACAUGUACAGUCCUCAUAUACACCCGGAUGACCCGGCAUCAACCGCUUGAAUGAAAGGGAAC
Gloeophyllum trabeum ATCC 11539 is the source of this 2155-nucleotide messenger RNA. Its product is annotated as ARM repeat-containing protein. Gene Ontology annotation, cellular component: nucleolus. The record is from RefSeq and is a predicted model, not a curated record. The coding region runs from base 230 to 1993 and encodes 587 amino acids. Gene Ontology annotation, biological process: regulation of translation. NCBI's taxonomy places the organism in Eukaryota, Fungi, Basidiomycota, Agaricomycetes, Gloeophyllales, Gloeophyllaceae. Gene Ontology annotation, molecular function: mRNA binding. The transcript is spliced from 8 exons.